GGCCUUUUCAUAUUUAUUUUUUUUCGCAGACACUUGUAACUUGCUCUUAUAAAUAUAUUUUUACCUCACUUAAAGUAGUUUUUAUGUGCGAAUACCUUUCUUACCCCGACUGGAUCCAUGCAUUGCAAGCGGGAGAAUUACAAUUCCAGAAUUAGAAAGUCAAAUCUGCGGGCCUCUUGGCCAGGGAGUUGGGUUGCAGAAGUAGCAUAGUGUAUGCAAGAGCAUACCUAAUCAGGUGUCAUCGGCGUGUGACCACUCGGCAAGUGGAGACCCUUGCUUCGGGGCAGCCAGUGGUUCCAUUUGGACUACGUAUAUAAGGAGGCGGAUGGCAAGCGAGUGCCUCAGUUUGAAUCCACGGAGGCAGGCUCGGAGUAACCAUGAACUCAACACUAUUGGAUAUGUUCCGGGGAUUGCCGGCGGAUCCCGUGCAUCUGCCUUUGCUUGGAUCACCUCUUCCAGCGAUUGGGAUUAUUUUUAUCUACUUCUUGCUAAUUUUCAAAGUGGGUCCUGACUUUAUGAAGUCCCGAAAACCUUAUAAUGUGCGAACUGCCAUGCUGAUCUAUAAUCUCUUUCAAGUCUUAAUGAACUCUGGCAUUUUUAUUAUGGGCACCGAAUAUCUUUUCGUGAGAAAACCGUAUAACUUUCGCUGCAUGGAUAUUCUUCCGUCGGACCAUCCGGAUAAAAAUGCCGAUCGGCUGUUUACCUAUUUCUACUUUCUCAACAAGGUGGCUGACCUGAUGGACACCGUAUUCUUCGUGCUGAGGAAGAGCUUCAAGCAGAUCACUGUACUGCACGUUUAUCAUCAUGCAUUUAUGGCUUUCGGGGUGCCCAUGACAUACUAUUUCUAUGGACCCGGAGGACAGUAUAACACGAUGGGUUAUCUGAACUCCUUCGUGCACGUGGUCAUGUAUGCCUACUACUUUGUGGCUGCCUGGUAUCCACAAGUGAAAAACAAAUUGUGGUGGAAGCAAUACAUCACCAAGUUGCAGAUCCUUCAAUUCGUGGUCCUCUUCGCCCAAGCUGUCCUGACAAUGUGGUUGAAUCCUGCUUGCACCUUUCCCAAGACCCUUCAAUUCGUACAGAUUGCAAUUUCGACCUCCAUGAUGGUCAUGUUCGGAAACUUUUACUAUCAAACAUAUCUCAAAGCCAAGAGCAAAAAACAAUGAGUUUCGAAUGAAUUAAAGUUCUCUUUUCGAAAUUGAGUCUUUCUCAGAAGAGUGAAA
This is a messenger RNA of Drosophila suzukii, 1223 nucleotides long. Its product is annotated as very long chain fatty acid elongase F. The record is from RefSeq and is a predicted model, not a curated record. Lineage: Eukaryota; Metazoa; Arthropoda; Insecta; Diptera; Drosophilidae. Gene Ontology annotation, cellular component: endoplasmic reticulum membrane. Gene Ontology annotation, molecular function: fatty acid elongase activity. Gene Ontology annotation, biological process: fatty acid elongation, monounsaturated fatty acid; fatty acid elongation, saturated fatty acid; very long-chain fatty acid biosynthetic process.